This is a messenger RNA of Xenia sp. Carnegie-2017, 1663 nucleotides long. Its product is annotated as mitochondrial enolase superfamily member 1-like. Bases 265 to 1605 code for a protein of 446 amino acids. Gene Ontology annotation, biological process: amino acid catabolic process; carbohydrate catabolic process. Gene Ontology annotation, molecular function: L-fuconate dehydratase activity; magnesium ion binding. The record is from RefSeq and is a predicted model, not a curated record. The transcript is spliced from 14 exons. NCBI's taxonomy places the organism in Eukaryota, Metazoa, Cnidaria, Anthozoa, Malacalcyonacea, Xeniidae.
UAUACAUUGUUAUACCUCUUGCAUAGCAACUGAAAUACAUCCGCCACGAGACUAGUAACGGCCACCAACGGCCACUGGUCGGCGGUCACGACGGGAGACGAUGGUAUUGUCUUUCAAUUUCAAUCUUUGUCAUAAUCUUUAUAUGGUCUUUGUCCUGUCUUUGAUGGCGGAAGAGGACUUUGAAAGAUUAUUUGAGCAUGUCUUUGGGGAAAAUAAUCGACAUUACGGUUCGUGACAUUCGUUUUCCAACCUCUCUCGGAUCUCAUGGUUCAGAUGCAGUGCCCAUCCUUUCGUCUUGCCCGUUUACAGCACAAAGACCCGGAUUAUUCCGGUGCAUAUGUCGUUGUGAAGACUGACCGCCAUGACAAGCUUUGUGGUUUUGGACUGUCGUUUACAUUGGGUCGUGGGACCGAAAUAGUUGUCAGCGCGAUAAAGGCAUAUGGGCCAUUUGUAAUUGGACUCUCCCUUGAUUGGAUAUUUUGCCACUUUGGCGAGUUUUGGCGGUGGUUAGUUGACGAAAGCCAGUUGAGAUGGAUUGGUCCUGAGAAAGGGGCACUUCAUACGGGACUCGCUGGUAUCAUCAAUGCGCUAUGGGAUCUCUGGGCGCGUAUUGAAGGAAAGCCAGUUUGGAAGCUUCUGGUUGACAUGGAGCCGAAGAAAUUACUCUCGACAAUCGACUUUAAACAUAUAGAUGACGCGUUGACGAAAGAGGAAGCUCUAGAAAUUCUUCAAAAGAACUUUGCCACAAAAUCAGAAAGAGAACAGAAUAUUUUGGAGCAUGGUUACCCAGCUUACAUUACGUCAGUUGGUUGGCUUGGUUACGACGAAUCAAAAAUCCGUAAACUUUGUCGCGAUGCUUUGGCCGAGGGGUGGACAAGAUUUAAAAUGAAAGUUGGUUUGGAUGUGGAGAAAGAUUCGGAAAGAGCCGCGUUGAUUCGUGAAGUUGUCGGGUGGGAGAAAGAUUUGAUGAUGGAUGCUAACCAAGUCUGGAGUGUCCAAGACGCCAUCGUAAACAUGAAAAAACUCGCCCCUUACAAACCGAAGUUCAUUGAGGAACCCACACAUCCCGACGAUGUUUUGGGUCACGCGAAAAUAGCCGAUGCCCUAAAUCCCGAGGGUAUCGGUGUAGCUACCGGAGAAGUGUGCUGUAACAGAGUGAUGUUCAAACAAUACUUGCAAUCCAAAGGCUUGCAAUACUGUCAGAUCGAUAGCUGUCGUAUGGCAGGCUUAAAUGAAGUAAUCGCUGUCCUUUUGAUGGCGGCAAAAUUUCAAGUUCCCGUCUGGCCGCAUGCCGGUGGCGUCGGUUUGUGUGAAAUGGUUCAACACAUUUCCAUAUUUGAUUACAUAUGUAUAUCGCCAACGCUGAAGGACAAAGCAACUGAAUAUGCCGAUCAUUUACACGAACAUUUUACAGAUCCACCUGUUGUUAUGAAUGGUGCUUAUCUUGCACCUAAGGCUCCAGGAUAUAGCACGGAAAUUUUCAACGCAUCUCUAGACAAAUACGACUUUCUAGAAGGCAGUUAUUGGCGGCAUGAUGGUGUAGAACCCAGUUCUCCUUGUGGUUUUACUCGGUUACAGAAAAAAAUGGCGGGAAAAGAUAAGUAGUAGGGCAUAGAAAUAUUGAAUUUUUGUAUUUUGAUAUUACAGUAUUUUUAUUUUCGUG